AUGGCAGAGAGAUUCCCUCGAGGAGCGCUGACGGUGCCUCUGACACCCGACGCCAUUUUCCUUCUUGCGACUGUGCCGCCACCGGACCCCACCUGGAUGCAGCCCACCAUCCGUGGACCGAUGCCGGUACCCUCCCUGCAGGAGCAGGUGCUCCCCAUGCCCUGCACCCUGCCCACCACCUGGGAGCCGCUGAUGGAGCCCUUCCAAGAUGCCGUGCUGCUCUCGGAGGACCAGGGGCACCCAGCGCCCACCGACGUGUGCCCCCACCCCGCCACGGCUCUGCUCACCUGCAGCACAGCCACGCUGCAAUCACGCGAUGCAAGGACUGGCGCAGAUCCUGCGGAUGGCUUCGCAGACGUCGAUGAUCUGCUCACCUGGAUCAACGAGGGAGCGACAGCGAGCACUGACAUUCCAGACGACAACGUGGAAAUGGGCCAUGUGCUCACGGGGAUCAGCGAGGAAGAGCUGAGCACUCUGGAGGUCCCGCAGGAGAACCAGGACCUGCCUGUUGUCCCAAGGGAGGAGACCAGAGACGCUGCCACGGUGCAAGAGGAAAAUCUUGGGAACCAGCUGCUGCCGGAACUGGACGGCCGUGAGCAAGAAGAGCUGAGGAGGUGGAUCGCAGCCACGGAGCCACCGAGCCCGGAUGUCCCCAGCAGUCUGGACUCGUCUCCUUUCAUCGCAGAGCUCCCUGACUUCCCCAGGAGCAGCAGGGAGCUCAGCAAAGAGACACAGGCUGCCGCGACCCUCAGUGACCCAUUCUGGGGGCAGCCAGCAUCCCCUGGGCAGCUCUCUGAGCUGCUGCCCCGCAGCCCUUUUCUGCUGGCCCCCAUCACACCUCCACACCUGUCCCUGCUGAGCUCCCUGGCUGCCCCCACGCCUCCUUCGCCCUGCACGGCACAUCUCCUGGAAGAGGUGCGGCGUAGGCAGCCCCGCGUGGUCCUCAGCCGCCUGGCACUUCCAGCCGGCUGUGUCUCCUGCCGCGUGGCAGACCAGCAGCACAGGGACGGCACCGAGCCGGCCAAGCAUCGUGUGCCUCCUUUGGUGCACACUGGACAACUGGUGGAAGAGGCACGGCAGAAGCAGCCCCGCGUGGUCCUCAGCCGCCUGGCACUUCCAGCUGGCUGCAUCUCCUGCCGCGUGGCAAGCACGCAGCACGGGGACGGCACCGAGCCGGCCAAGCGCCCAACGCCCGCCUGCGCCAGCACUAAAGGCAAGAGCAGCAGGCGCAAGCAGCACGCUGGCAGCAUCCCAGCCAGGAAGAGGAAGCUGCCGCCGUGCCAGGGUGUUCCAGCCCACCAACAGCCACGCUAG
Lagopus muta (rock ptarmigan) is the source of this 1314-nucleotide messenger RNA. RefSeq lists its product as uncharacterized. The record is from RefSeq and is a predicted model, not a curated record. NCBI's taxonomy places the organism in Eukaryota, Metazoa, Chordata, Aves, Galliformes, Phasianidae. The transcript has 6 exons. Bases 1 to 1314 code for a protein of 437 amino acids.